AUGACCAAUGCUAAUAUAAAACGUGUUCUCCUACUUGCUCCAUUGAGUCCAGGUAGUGGCAAUGCUGCGACAGCUUUUCGUCUCACAGAUGGUCUACGUCAUUCAUCCCAAAUCUUUGUUGAUUGUAUAUCGGUUGAUACGCCACGCAUAGAAUCUGAUUCAUUGUUAGACUCGAUUCGUCAAUAUGAUGCUGUUCUAGCAUUACAUGCUUAUCGCGCUGGUCGCUUAUUGACAUCGAUCUACCAAAAUAAUUCUGAUCUUCCACCACUUAUCCUUAUUUUUGCCGGAACUGAUUUACAUUCAUGUGAACCUGAAUGGUUACCAACUAUCGAACAAAUUGUCCCGAAAGCUCGUGGACUGGUUUGUUUUAGUUUUGAAUGGAAAAAGUAUGCAGAAAAUAUUUAUAAAAAUUUACUCACUUGUUGUAUUACCGUCAUUCCACAAAGUGUUCAAAUGUCACCAUCGAUCUCCGAACGAUUGCCACCAUCAACAUCAUUUUCAUCCUUACCAAAGACAAUCAUUUGGGCAGGUGGAAUUCGAGAGGUAAAAGAUCCACUUCUUGCUAUUCGUAUUAUGUCUCAUUUACCUGAUCACGAAUUUCAAUUAAUUAUUGUCGGUUAUGAAGCAGACCCUUCUCUUGUUAACGUUAUUCAUUCUUCAUGUUUAGGUUCAAAUAUAACUCUAAUCGGUGGUCAAUCUACAGACUAUGUACAUGAACUUAUGUGCUCCGCAUUCGCGUGUCUAAAUACUUCUAUUAACGAAGGCAUGUGUUUGGUCAUUCUCGAAGCCAUGGCACUGAGACUUCCGGUUGUUGCUCGACGAAAUAUCGGAAAUAUCAGCAUUAUUCGAGAUGGUCAAACUGGAUUACUAUACGAAACAGCAGAGCAAGCAGCUGAAUGUCUAUUACAACUAGCGAUGGACACGAAAUUACGAGAGACCGUCAUUCAACAAGCAGCUGAGCAAGUAAAGACAUUCCACAAUCCUGAAUCGGAAAGUACAGCGUAUCAAAAUCUUAUCCUUAGUUUAAUUAAAUAA
Messenger RNA from Adineta steineri, 1035 nucleotides. NCBI's taxonomy places the organism in Eukaryota, Metazoa, Rotifera, Eurotatoria, Adinetida, Adinetidae. The record is from the annotation of a GenBank genome assembly.